Molecule: messenger RNA, 3835 nt
Organism: Photinus pyralis (common eastern firefly)
Lineage: Eukaryota; Metazoa; Arthropoda; Insecta; Coleoptera; Lampyridae
Gene: Ets98B
Product: DNA-binding protein D-ETS-4
Exons: 5
Coding region: 1629-3200 (523 amino acids)
Biological process (GO): regulation of transcription by RNA polymerase II; cell differentiation
Cellular component (GO): nucleus
Molecular function (GO): sequence-specific DNA binding; DNA-binding transcription factor activity, RNA polymerase II-specific
Source: RefSeq, a predicted model, not a curated record
UUUAUUUUCCCAAUUUUCAAAAACUUAUUUUGGAUUAGCUAUUUGCAAAAACCACCAUAUACCACAUCACAGUCCAGCUCAACGAGAAAUCAUUUUAUUUACGUGGAAGGGUGGAUUAAAAGUUUGCUAUCAACAUUCAUCAUUAAAAAUCAUCCCAUCUUUUUAAAAUUUUAACAAAUCGAAUACGUUUCGACAACAAAACUGUCGUCACCGGCGAAUUUUAUUAAUGCACUAAAAGCGUUGAGUAAAGCAUUAAUUUUAGGGAGCCUAUUAUUUUUAGAGGUAAAUGCAAAGGUGGACAGCUGUAGUGAAUAACUUAAAAGUGGUCUACUUCAGCAUUGUUUACAUAGACAAAAUCGGUGAGAAAUUCUCAAUACUAAAGUGGUGAAUUGCAGAGGCGCACCACCCACAUUUUUGUUUAAAAAUAUCCUUGUGAAACGUAUUUCCAUUCUUUGGGUAUGAUUAAUCCGAAAUUAAUGGCAGCAAGGACGUUAAAUCCAAAACCUCAUAAAUUAACAAUAACUUAUAAGUUUUCCAAACUUAUGCCUAAAAUGUUUGUUCUUUUUUUUAAAACGUUGUUUCGGCCGGUACCAGGCACUAAAAGAGGAUGACGUGACGUUCGCAACGUUAUAUCUCUACCUGUUAUUAAGGCGUGGAAUUCGUAAACGCAUUUCUUAGAAUAAGAAGAGAAAGUUGAGUGUAAUGACUUGGUGACCACUCUUACCGUCUCAAUUUACAGCGCGCAAAUUGGCUUGUCUUUCGUAAAAUUCCGGAAAUCGCCCACGCUUCAACGAGCCGAGAUUUAAAUUAGCUAUGUCAAAAAAUGAACUUUCAUUUUCUCGUUUCACCCGGAAUGUAAGAUGUUGGAAUUUCCAUCGGACUCCCGAUAAAAGCAUUCAUUGUGUAACUCUAAUUUCCGAAAUUAUGCAACUUGAUGCAGGUGAAAUUUUUUAAAAUUAAUUCAAAACUUUGAUUUCAUCAGGAUAUCAACCCCAAGGAUUCUUUUACGUUUUGACCCACUUUCAGCUGAUGGCUUUUGAAAUGGAUUUAAAGAUCUUCCUUGAUAUUAAACAAUCACUACCGAUCAGAUUGUUUUAAGCCACGUCACCGCUCAAGGUAACUCGGUUUUCCCGUUUAUAACCAACUUACCUCUCACUCUCUUUGUUAUUUAUUACGACAUCGUUUCCCAAUUAUGCGUGCUUAACAUAUAUUUAAGUCAAGUGGCGCUCUUAAAUUGAUAACUCCCAUGUUUAAGGGAUGCGCACGAGUACGCGGACGAAUCGAAAAAGAAUGCGGCAGAAUUUGAAUACGGGGACAAAACUGACGUAGUUGCGUACCUUGACAGUGCAAAAUAUAAUUUGGCAAUCAAGGUGAACUAAAACAGAAAGAGAGGGAAGUAAUUGUUAAAAUUUGCGUAAUGAAAAGAGAUGGACGGAUUAGUCAUUAGCGCGAUUUUGGUAAGCGUGGAUCUCUUCCCGCUUCAUAAUUUUUGCCACAUGAUGAGCGUGCUUGUAUUUUUAGCAUGCCAUCUGUAUUUACAUUCGCAAGUGACGUAUUUGGGAUUUCGUUUUGCCCCCAAAUGAGUAGGUACUAAUCAGUCAAUUUUGUUAGUCUGAUAGAGAUGUGGGAUGCCUCAAAUAGUUCCAUCGGCAGGCUUCACACCCCCCUGCGAUUAUAGCAAUUUCGCCGACAGCUUCGACCUAUCGUUACUGCCAGAAGAAGACCUUCCGCCACCGACCACCUUCUAUUCGACUCCCUCACCGCCCAUGCCAUGCGGGGUAAAGCCAAAAAUAUCGACAACGUUCUACCCAAACUCUCCCCCAACGUUAAAAGCUAACGACAUCGAUCUCGGGCCCGACUUCCAAGAGCUUCUAGGUUCAGAACCUACAAAGACGAACUACCCGACAUCGCCAAUAAGUGGAAUUUAUCUCGAAGUACCGUCGAUUAAAAGCACAGAUUCGUUAUCGCCCUAUUCGUCCCACAGCCUGCUGUCGCCAAACGAGCAGUACUCCACAUUUCCAUCCCCAACGUCCGACUACCAUAGCCUGUACCCAAACUCGCCAUCGGACACGUCGAGCUACCCGCACUCCCCCAGCUCGUUCUACGCACCCGACAAUUACCAACAACAGUACGUAAAAAAGGAAUUCUUCCCUCCGUACGUCAAAGAAGAAAAUUUCCUGUCGCCAUGUUCGAACUACACGAGUAAUCGAGACGUGGUGGAUUUACUGGGGACGGCCAUAAUCAAACAGGAGAGUACCAUCGAUUUCGACAGCAUACUGCAAAGCUUUAGAUUGAAUGGUGAUAAGAGUGCCGAAACUCAGAUCGUUCCCGAAAAGUCGAAGGGCGAGGACCACAAAUUGCUAAGGGAAGUACUGAGGGAUACCAGUUUCCAGAAGAAGUACAACAUUAAAACUUUCGACUUUAACUUGAUGGACAAUCCCAUCAAGAUGGAAGAGCCUGAUGACAUUAUCGAUCCGGAGCUGUCGAGGGAAACAAUCGAUCCAGUUCUAAAUUUGGCGAUCGAGCAGAUGCGGAAGGAUGUCAGCAACACAUGCGCCGCUUUGGCUAUAUCUCCAGACCCAUCACAAUGGAACCCAGCCAAUGUGCUGUCCUGGUUACAGUGGACAACAAACCAAUUUGGCCUGCCAACACUUAUACCAAAUCAAUGGGAACUGUCGGGGCCCAACUUAAUCGCUCUCUCAGAGGAGGACUUUACCAGAAGAGCGCCCCAGAGUGGAAGCAUACUAUACGCGCAAUUAGAAAUUUGGAAAGCCGCCUUCUCCGAGGAAGAAUUUGGUGGAAAAUGGAUGCCGGAAAGUGCCUCCAGUAACGCGUCGAGCGGAGAAAUCUCCGACGAUGAGGAAGAAGAAAUGCCGACAGACGUCGAACCAAGUAAGCCCACAACGUCUCGAGGGACCGGCAGCUCCCACAUCCACUUGUGGCAGUUCCUCAAGGAACUACUGGCGUCUCCCCAAACACAUGGCUCGUGUAUUCGGUGGAUAGAUCGCAACAAAGGAAUAUUCAAAAUAGAGGACUCUGUGAAAGUCGCACGACUUUGGGGGAAGCGAAAAAAUCGGCCGGCGAUGAAUUACGACAAACUCAGUAGGUCUAUAAGGCAGUAUUAUAAAAAAGGCAUAAUGAAAAAAACGGAACGGUCUCAAAGGCUCGUCUACCAGUUUUGCCAUCCGUAUAAUUUAUAGAUAUUUAUUUGUACAUAGGUAUAUAGAAAAUAGACUAGCUACUAAUACAAAUGUACAAAAAAUUGGGGGGUUACAAAGGGGGAGGUGAUGGUUAUUCAUUUUGAAGUUAUCAAAAUGAUAAAAGUAGCUUAAAAAGCAACGUGGGGUAUUACCACAUUCGCUUCUAAUUUUUAAAACGGCCAGUUAGGCCCGUAGAAUAAGUGCGCCUAAGGAAUAUUGUGGAAGGUAAUUUCCACAAAAGAAUUUAUGAAUCAAUUCAAUUUCCUUUCUAAAUAUUUACCGACUAGUAGACUAUCGAGGGACGAAAGGGUCAAAUUUAGCGUCAAUCUCGAAAGAUUUUAACGCUUUGGCCCUGUCUUUUGAAAUUCGAACAAUCGGUGAUUUCGGUCCCAUAUAUCUAUGAUAUAUUGAUAUUGUAAGUUCUAUGAACGCUUUCCAUAAAAUGAUAUUAUCAGUGUAACGGUUAAUUUUAGUCGAGAGUUUAUUUAUUAACCAAUGUACACCCUGUACACAUUAACAGUGUGAUCUAGAAGUAAGUGUGAUAACCAAUGCUAACCCAUUGUAUGUAAAUUAUCUGUAGAUUAUUUGUUCGAUAAAUUUACUUUUAUGAAUUAAAUGCAAAAAAUAUUACUUAA